ACUGGGCCGCAAGGGCGCUGGGGAGCGGGAGGGGCACGAGGCGCGGAUGGUAGCGAGGGGUCCCCGAUCGGUCCCCAAGAACUGUUUUCUCCCUCCCUUGGCAAGAGCCCCGCUCCGUCCAAUUGACCGAAAUUCACCAAGAGCGAGGAGGUGGAGGGAGAGGUCACUCAUUGCAUGUUACUGGCUGUGCCUCUCUUGACUCCAGCCUGGGGAGCGGCCCGGGCCGGCUGGACAAGCAGUGUGAGCUCCCGCGCCCCCUCCGAGGCAGAUCGCAGGGUGGCGGUCCCCACUCCGCUCGGCCGCGCUGCCGCUCCAAUCCUCCCCCUCCCCCGCCCGCGUCCUCCUCCUUCCUUUCACUAGGACUCCGGGACUCGGGAGAGGGCGCGGGAGGCAGGCACACGGGCCCGACCCCACUCCAGCGCUCACCGGGGACGCGGGCGGGCAGCAAGGGGACGCGGUGGGGGCGCGGGGCGGGCGCGGCCAUGGAGCGGCGGCGGCGGCGGCGGCAGCAGUAGCGACCGCGGGCGGACGAGCGGCGGGCAGGGCCGCCCGGCGCCGCGGACUGAACUGCACAGCUCAGCAAAAGCGCCCUCGCCCUCCGCGCGCCGCCUCCUGCGAGCCCAAGCCCGGCAACAUUUUUUAAAGCUCCAAUCCAUCCUUUGAAGAAAAAGAAAAAAAAUAGCAUUGAACAGAGAGACGGGGAUAUAUAUAUACAUAUAUAUGUAUAUAUAUAUGUGUGUGUGUGUGUGUGUAUACAUAUACAUACAUACAUAGAUAUCAUUUUUUUGGGCUCCUGCUAAAAUUAGCUGGGGUCGCCGCGCGCCUGUGUGCGAGUGUGUGCGAGUGUGUGUGCGUGCGGGCGUGUGUGUGUGAAUGUGAUUACUCCAGGACUCCUCGGGCUCCGGAGACGCCAUUUUCCCCCUUGAUAUCUCUCUCCAUAAAUCGGUGGCGCGGCGGAGGCGGCCGCGUCGGGCGGGAAGCGCGGGGCCGGCCGGGGCGCCCGCCGCUCGCCGCCGCCUCCGCGCGCCUGGGGGCCCCGGCGCCCCCCGAGCGAGGGCGGCCCGCCCCGCGGCUCGCCGUUUGACAGAUGCUCAUCGCCAUGGAGUUGCCGCAGCAGCACCUUUGGGGGUUCGGGGGAGCGACCGGAACCAGGAUCUGAGCGAGCGCUGGGGCCAGCGGAGUCGGAGUCGCCGGGACAUGGUUGCAGAUCUGAUCUCUUCUGAACACCUCGCCGUGUCUCCAUCCAUGGGACUCUGAGCCCAGCAGCCGGACUACUUUUUUCUUGGAAUUUUGGGUGUUCUCUCCUGACCUUUCCCCUUUGCCCCUCCUGAGAACUCCUGAGGACUAUAGGAUUGUCAUGGAGUCCAGGGAAAUCUUAAGCAGCUCCCGGCAAAGAGGGGGCGAGUCGGAAUUCCUGCCGGUCUCCUCAGCCAAGCCCCCAGCUGCCUCUGGCUGUGCAGGAGAAGCCUUGCUCUCUGCUUCAGGACCUGGGAAGGGCAUCCCAGUGGGCGGAGAACGCAUGGAGCCAGAGGAGGAGGAUGAACUGGGCUCAGGGCGGGAUGUGGAUUCCAACUCCAAUGCAGACAGUGAGAAAUGGGUGGCAGGAGAUGGUUUGGAAGAGCAGGAGUUUUCCAUUAAGGAGGCGAACUUCACUGAGGGGAGUCUGAAGCUGAAGAUUCAGACCACAAAGCGAGCUAAGAAACCCCCAAAGAAUCUGGAGAACUACAUAUGCCCACCUGAGAUCAAGAUCACCAUCAAGCAGUCUGGGGACCAAAAGGUGUCCCGUGCUGGGAAAAAUAGCAAAGCUACAAAGGAGGAAGAAAGAAGUCACUCCAAAAAGAAGGAUUACUGCUGAGCACAAAGGACGACUCAAAAUGAAAGUUCUAAAGUGGUGUGAAAGGAACCACCAAGUAGGACUAUGCUGGCAGCUGGCUGCCACACUGCUGGCCUUUGCAGAAUAGGUCCUCCUUCUCCAUCACUCAAUUUCACAUUCAGAAAGCCCUGCCAUUGUUCCAUUUCCAGUUGACUUUCAGUUGCAUGUCCUUAUUUUAAAUUUUUAAUAAAAGGCAAAAGAAACUAUCCAUUUUUGCCCUCCUUUCAUCCUUUGGCUCUUCUAAUUGUUGCAAAUUUAAAUAAAAAACACCCCACCUUUAAAGAUUAACAUGUAGCACAUAUCAGGGCAUCCUACACCUGUCUUGCUUGCCAGGUGGGGAGAAAGUGAUGUGGCACUCAGAGCCCCUGCUGGGAGGCAUUGAAACCAUGCAUUUUAGGGGGGUUUGUUUACUCACAAUAAACUAAAAAUUUGUCUUAUAAUUUGCACAGGGCCAACUGCUUGGAGGAUUGUUUUUAACUUGUAUUGCCUUAGAGUGACUAGGAGGGUGGUAAUAAGGCUCUGGGAACUUCCCCCAAGGAGGAAUCAGUGGCCAGAGGAGAGGGCAACAGUUAACAGAGUCAGAUCUCCAGGAUGUGUAUGGACAGACAGACACAGCAUGCAGACACCUACACAGAAUGGACUCUCAGCCACUCUGUUUGAUACUGAGUGUUCAUAAAUGUUGGUUGGAGAAGCAGUGAACCCCUGUUGCUGAAGGUGUGUAGGAGAGGCCACCAUCGCAGUGUGUCAGAACAGGGACAUCCAGAGCCCUGAAUGGCAGGAGGUGUGUGCAGCGUCAUUUCUAGGACUCUUUCCCACGUUCUGUCACGUUCAGUGGACACGUUCAUAAAUGGCUUAUGAAGACCAUUUCUCUCUGAGUACAGGCUGUUGGUCACCCCCUCCCCCCGCCUGCCGCUCCCUUCUUCCCAGAGUCAACUUCCCUUACCUCCCCAUUGGUCUGUGACCUCAACCAGGGAAACAAUGCAGGCCUUUCUUCACUCUGAACAGUCCAAGCAGUUCCCACCUUGUGAGGCCAUUUGAUAAUCAUCAUUAGUAUCCAUUGCAGGUUACUUCAGUGUGUUUUCUAGACCUUGUUUAUUUUUUUCACAGAUAGUCUUUGCCUCCUAUACUUCUGGUCAGUUUCACUAUGAGGGUUAGAAGAUGAGGGUGGGUAGAACAUUCUGGAAAGGAGGUAGAUUGUGAUUUGUCCUUUAAGGCAGGCAUAUAUUUGUAAAUGCUAAUAAGGCAUUUACAAAUAUAAAUUCACCUAGGAGUGUGGCAGCCUUUUAUGCCAGGCCAGUUGUUUCCUUUGUUUAGUGUUGUGAAUGAAACCCAGCUAAGGAAUUUCAGCACUUUUCACAACAAACUGAUUUCCUGGGGACCCAACUGAUCUCCUGUGAGAUCAGGGGUGCAGAUAUUUGAAGGGAGCUAUUUGAAUGUACAAUGGGACUCUCCAGGAUUUCGCCACCCCUGCCCUCUUUGGAAGGUGGGGGCAAGAUGGCUCACAGCUAUAAUCCUAGCUACUCAGAAGGCAGAGAUCAGGAGAAUUGCGGUUCAAAGCCAGCCUGGGCAAAUAGUUGGAGAGCCCCUAUCUCAAAAAACCCCUCACAAAAAUAGGGCUGGUGGAGUGGCCUGGACAACAUGGGUCCACAUUUAGGUUGCACUUCUGGAAUCAUGGAAGUCUCUGAAAUUGAGAAGAGCCUCUGAGUAUUGCUACUGCAGUGUCCCCCCUAAAAGAACAAAACCCACCCUCUAAAACUCCUAAUGCAGUUAUUUCAUGCUUAUUGGAGGCCCUCAGAGGGGGCUUGCCAUCUCUAGAGGCAGCUUUUGUUUUAGAAAGUUGUUUCUUAACAUUGAACUGAAAUUGUCUCCUUUAAAGCUUAAUUUUUUUUCACUUCCUGAAAGUGUUCUUUGGAUUCAGGAUGCCAAAUCACUGAUUGGUGUAUGAGGAAUAAUAGAUAGGGAGAGCUCACAGAGCAGAGUACAAUGCCAGGAAGUAAUCUGGCCUACAGGGUGCCAGGGGAUUAUAACCUCUUCUUUUGGGGUAGUACCUUGGUUAACAUGACCGUGAGCUAUGCCAGCUUUCUGGUGACUUUAUAAUUGUUGAUAGAAACUGAAAUCAAGGUCAAGGAAACCCUCCAAAUUAAUAUUGCCUUAUGCUGCUUUUGAUGGUCUUAUUAUCAACUCUUUCUGCAGAGUUCAAAGGAGAAAUGUGAAACAAAUGUUUGUUAGGUUGUAUGGUUAGGGUCUGGGGCCUGCACGAAGGUACAGAAACUAGGCACGUGGACAUGUAGAUGCCCAUUUGGGUCAGAAAUUCCUUUUUCUUUGCUUUGUCUAGAGAGACUUCACUAUAGACAAGACCCUGUCUGUUAUCUCUGAACCUGAUUUCUCAUUCACAUUGUGACCUCUGUUGUCUAAAGGAAAGGGCAAUUAAACAAGUGUUGUGAAAGUAUUUUCUUCUCACUAAUGUUGUAAGCUCUCCAAGGACAGGAGUCAAAGCUUUGUUAAUAUACCAGUCAUUUAUUUGAUUCCUCUGGCCUAGAUGUUAGACAGGUUGUUGUGAGCGCUCUGCCCAAAGCAGGUAGAUCCAUGGAAAGUACCUUCUCUAUCUGUCCAGUCGGUUUCUGCCUGGGCAGCCCUGUGCAUUGAGCACUGGCUCCUUAGAAACAUCUGAAAUCUUUCCUCACUCUGCCUUUUGUCCUCCCAUCUAAAGAGACUGUGGCAGAGCUGAGGAAUCUGAGUUCUACCUGUAUCUACAGCAGUGUGUGAUGUGUGCAACAUGAGUGCUGUAUGGGUUCUAGAAAGAUCAUGUUAGGAAGAAUCAGUCUUACAACAUGGGAAAAUUCCAGGGCAGUGAAAAAAUUGACAAGAUAUGUGUUGUCGGUAAUACAUGGGAUGAAAAAUUGAAGGCAGCCAUCACUUCUACCCAGCACCUUUAUAAAGCCUCUUUCUGGUUUGUACUUUGGAUGGUUCAAGGAAGUGACUGUUAAUCCUCCCUGUUUUAUAGACUGGGAGAAUGGAUUCUGAGAGUUUUUAAAAUGGCUUGCCUGAGGCUACAGCUAAUUAUUGUUGGGGAGAUGGGGGUAUGUUGAGGGCUCAGACCCUUAGAUCCCCUGGUUUCCAGCAGUAGGACAUCAUCACUGAAAGAUUCCCCCUUGCUGCCUAGCUAGCAUGCCUUUAAAGGGAGAAGAGUUGAGUGCUUUGCAGCUUGCCUGGUUGGUUCUUCCUGCCACUCACAUCUAGGAUACAGGGAAAGAAGAGCAUUGCAGUUUCAUCACAGAGACCCAUAGCUCCUUUCCUGGCCUUCCCACAGCCAUUUUCCUGCUGGAAGACACUCUUCAGUUUCCAGCAGUGGGUGAGUAUAGGACAAAACGAUGUGCUGGUAGUGUGGUCCUGUGCUGUGGGACAAGAGGCUCACUGUGACUCAGUUCAGAUUUAUUUGCAGGGUAUUCUAAUGUGUCCUGAUUUGGAGUGAAAAGACAGGGUUCAGAGAAAGAGUCCCUCUAAGCAAGUCUCCAUGCACUUCCCAGCCUAAGACUUUAGGGAAGAUGGCUAGCCUAGUCCUGGGUUCUGAGUUCCAGUCUCCAUUCUUCCUUUAACAAAUGGAUCUGUUUUUCUCAUUUUAGUAAGGGAUUACUAAUGUCUCUCUUUCUUCCACAUAUUAUCCUGAAGAUCAUCUAGUGAAUGACUGUAAAGUGGUUGUGAAAUGUUAAUGGGGCCAGGGAACUUCUUUAGAAUGAUGCUACGAUACAUUUCUAACAAACUAUAGUCUCUAAUUAAACUUUUCCAUUGCUUCCUCCAAUAUCCUCUCAUCGCCUGGCGUCUCUCCUCUGCUGUUAACAAAGCCCUGACAUGGCAGUGAUGGACAACAGCUGCAGGUUGGAGGUGGUCAGCCGCUGGGCCCAGAUACCCGCCACAUGGUGUAAUUGCCCUUUGUGAAAUUCUGGGGUGAGAGGUCAGCCCCUCGUUGCCUAUCUUUGUCACUUCUCAGUCAUCUGUAUCCUGGUGGCAGUUGUGUUAUCCCAGCAUCCUCCCCUUACCCCCACCU
Molecule: messenger RNA, 5918 nt
Organism: Castor canadensis (American beaver)
Lineage: Eukaryota; Metazoa; Chordata; Mammalia; Rodentia; Castoridae
Source: RefSeq, a predicted model, not a curated record